This is a messenger RNA of Lentinula edodes (shiitake mushroom), 213 nucleotides long. RefSeq lists its product as uncharacterized. Gene Ontology annotation, molecular function: protein kinase binding; cyclin-dependent protein serine/threonine kinase regulator activity. The annotation marks the transcript as partial. Gene Ontology annotation, cellular component: nucleus; cyclin-dependent protein kinase holoenzyme complex. The transcript has a single exon. Gene Ontology annotation, biological process: regulation of cyclin-dependent protein serine/threonine kinase activity. The record is from RefSeq and is a predicted model, not a curated record. Lineage: Eukaryota; Fungi; Basidiomycota; Agaricomycetes; Agaricales; Omphalotaceae.
UGUCCUCGUCGCACCUUCUUGGCCACCAUCAUCCUCGCUAUGAAGUUCCUUCAUGACGGUACAUACCCAAACCGAUACUGGGCAGAACUAUGCCGGCUUACACCCAGAGAAGUAAGCCGCUGUGAACGCGCUGUUGGAAACGCACUGCAAUGGCGUCUCUGGGUCGGUAAGAGUUACCCGUCAUUUGAUGUUAGUACCAUCUUACCUGUAUAA